Dermatophagoides farinae (American house dust mite) is the source of this 1588-nucleotide messenger RNA. RefSeq lists its product as uncharacterized. NCBI's taxonomy places the organism in Eukaryota, Metazoa, Arthropoda, Arachnida, Sarcoptiformes, Pyroglyphidae. The record is from RefSeq and is a predicted model, not a curated record.
AUGAUUAUCGAUUAAUUGGUUUUACAUCGGUUUAUGAUUUUACCGUACGUAAUAUGGAUUUAUAUCGUUCAUGUUUACUAUUCAAUCAUCAUCGUAAUCAAACUGAUGAUAAUCAUUGGACAAAUCGAUUAUCAUUUUGGUCAUUUAUACGAUCAAUCAAUCAUCAUAAUUCAAAUCUAUGGCAAAUAAUUAAUAUACACUAUCUUUGUAAACAACUUCAACUGCAAAUCAAUUUCAAACGUUUUAAACGUAUACGUAUGCCAAUCAUUCCGUAUAUAUCGGGUGAACAUAAAAUUCUUCUAGUUCUUUCCGUUCUAAUCAUACAUGAUUAUAGCAUAAUUACGCAUUUAAUUUGCUUUAUUGUUGUCAUGAACUUUAAUGUUCGAAGCUUUAUCCAUCAUUUAAUGAUUGAUGGUGAUUCUACGCUAUUCAUAACAUUCGUAUGUAUAGAUUUAGUUAAUCAUUUCUAUGUAUGUCAUAUUCUUGUUAGAAAUUCAAUCAUCUAUCUAAAUAUGGCAACAAUAUCACAGGCAUAUCUAUUGAAAAGAUUACGAUUCCUUAAUCAUCUAAUGUUUCGUAUAUCAACAAAACAAUUGCCGAAUAAAUAUGGUUUGAAUGAAUUUCUUUUUCAACAAUUUCGUCGACAAUUAACAUAUAUUUGUUCUAUGAUUCACAAUAGUAAUCAUACAAUAUGGGCUAAUGUUAUAUUGUUUGCAUUGAUCAGUAAUCUGCCAAUCAAUAUAAUGGCCACAUAUCGUAUCCUAUAUCGGCCAAUGAAUAUGCAAUCAUUGAUGUUACACAUUCUGUUUGUCAAUGUACAAAUAUUGACCAUAAUAUUGACAUUAUUUCCAAUGGCUGAACAAAAUCGUUUGAUGCAUCGCAGUAAACGUUAUAUGCCACGUAUGCAAAUGUCACUUGAACGUUCGAAUCAAAUUGGCAUCAAAAUCAAAACAUUAGAAAUGUAUGAACGUUUGACCAGUUCGAAACAACAAUUUGGUUUCAGUAUAGGUCGUAUUCAUAUAAUAAAUCAUAAAUAUUUUUUCGAGAUCCUCAUGUCAUAUGUUGCAUUAAUGUUAAUGACGUUUGAGUUUUUUUCAAAAAAUUUAUAAAACAAAACGUCUGAUGAUCCAUCAUCAUCGUUUCAAACUGGAUACAUUGUGUUUUUAUUAUAAACGAAUGAUUCUGAUAAAAAUGAGGAAAAAUCAUUUGUAUCAUUUUCAUCAUAGACAUUUCUUAUUUGUUCAACAAUCAAAGAAACACAUACACACCCACCAUCACCAAUUUAAUCACUUUAAAGACUUGUCAUUCAUUCAAAAUCAUUCUGUUUACGAUGAUGAUGAUGAUGAUGAUCAUUAUGCAGUAGAAUUUACAAUCAUCAGAAAUAUUCACAAGAAUAAUAUAAUACAGAUAUAGAUGAUUCUUUGAUAUAUAAAAAUAGAAUUUUUAUUUUUAUUUUUCAUUCACCAUAUGUUCAUCACAACAACAAGAAUCAUGCUACGAUUUGGUAUGUAUGUGGAUGUGUGUAUUUUAUUGUUGUUAAUUGUGAAUGUGAUGCCAAUUCUUUAAACCGAUUUUUUUUAUUUUUUUC